UUGAGUGUUUGUUUUGGCAUCAUCUCACUCAUCAGAUAAUCGCCCUAAUUUGCGAGUAAGCGACGUUGUAAUCAUCGUAUAUUCUACAAAGCAUUCACCGGAAUUUACAAUGCCGAUUCCCGCAGGAUGGGUGCCAAGCUAGGUCCAAGACUCCACCCCGCACUGAAAUCUAUUUUUCGAUAUGGCCUGCUGAUAGUGCUAUCCACUUGCUGUUACUUUCCCUCUCGAACGGGAACGUUCGUAUUUGACGAUACGGUAGCGAUCGUGAAAAACAAAGAUGUCACCAAUGGGGAAACACCACUGCGGGACCUAUUUCGGCAUGAUUUCUGGGGUAGCAACCUAACCGAUCCGACCAGUCACAAAUCCUACCGACCGCUAACGAUCCUUAGCUUCCAGCAGGAGAUUAGCCUGUUCGGAAUGGAUCCGACGCGCAUGAAAACGACCAACUGGCUGCUGCACACGGUGAUUGGGUUGAUGUUGCCUAAAUUUUUCAGCAUCAUUAGCUGGAGUCGAAGUCGGAAGCAGUUUAGUUUCGAGUAUUGGGCGGCCGUACUGUUUGUGGUGCAUCCCAUUCACACGGAAGCCAUCGCCGGUAUUGUGGGACGGGCGGAGCUGCUGGCGACGUUCUGGUUCAUUGUGGGAGUGGUGGUUUACAGUACACUGUUUGGAUCUCCCCAAAACCGCACAUCACUCUGGAAACAUGCAGCUAUUCUCCCAUCGAUCUUCCUAUGUACCAUCAUAUCAGUUCUAUGCAAGGAAACCGGCAUCACUGUGUUGGCAACCUGCGCAGCCCUGGACAUUCUAACGCACAUCACCGGGCACAGUCCUGUAAAAUCGUUCCUAGCUAAUAGAAUUUUACAAGCCCGUAUCAUCACAUUAUUCAUAAUGACCAGCACCCUCAUCUACGGUCGGCUAUGGAUUCAGGACUUUACUCAGCCACAAUUCCGAGACAAAGACAAUCCGGUAGCCAUUAGUAAAGGACUGACCCGAGUUCUAUCGCAAAACUAUUUGUACUGUCUAAAUCUGUGGCUCCUUCUAUGUCCCGACUGGUUGAGCUUCGAUUGGGCGAUGGACUCCAUACCCCUAGUUAGAUCACUCUUCGACUACAGAGUACUAUUUGUGAUACUAUUUUACAUGUUUAUGAUAAGUUUACUUUUGCGCACCAGAAUUCGAAACCACAUCCUGAAGGGAGUAGCCCUAAUGGUCAUUCCCUUUCUGCCAGCCUGUGGAAUCGUCCGCGUGGGGUUUGUCAUAGCCGAACGCGUUCUAUACAUUCCUUCCCUAGGAUACUGCUACCUGAUAGCUUUUGGGUUUGAUCAACUUUUCGAAAAAGUCGAUACUCGAUGGAUCCGUGUUCUGGUAGGAACGGGAUUUUUUCUAGUCUGCCUGCUGUUUGUUGUUCGAACAAUGCAACGAUCCGCGUCGUGGGCCACGGAAAAUCACCUGUUCCGAUCGGCUCUGCGCGUGGUUCCGAACAACGCCAAAGUACACUACAAUAUUGCGCGACUGGCGACCGACGAGGGCGACAAGCGAACAGCCUUCACCUUCUAUCGGCGUGCAAUAGAACUAUACCCGGAAUACGAAGCAGCUCACAUGAAUCUAGGUAAUCUGUACCGGGAUGAGCGGAACUACGAGAUGGCUUUGAAGCAUCUGAAGAAGGCGAUAGAAUUUCACGAGGACUUUCACACCGCCUGGAUGAAUCUUGGUAUUGUGCAUGCUGCGAUGAAAAAUUACGACCAGGCUUUGGCCAGCUAUCAGCGGGCGAUGCGAAAGCAGAAGCACUAUCCCAAUUGUAUGUUCAACUUGGGGAACUUGUACAACGACAUGGGAAAUCAAAGCUUAGCGCUGGCUACCUGGAACGAGACCGUUCAGCAGGACUCACAGCACAUCAAAGCGUGGAACAACAUGGUCAACGUGUACGAUAGCGCAAACAUGCAGAAAGAAGUUCUUGCCGUUACGGACCGUGCGUUACGACACCUUCCCGGUAAUCCCACUCUGCUAGCAGCCCAAGCAACUGCACUUGCCAAAAUGGGUCGCUACCAGCAAGCGGAACGAAUCUACAGCGAUCUAAUUCGGACCAAUCCACGGGUGGAAAAAUACCACCAAAACAUGGGCGUCCUGUAUCAUCGCUGGGGUAAGCUGGAGCAAGCGGAGCGCCUCUACCGAGAGGCGCUCAAACUUAACCCUGAUUCACAAAUGGCCAAAACGAAUCUCGCCAAAUUAAUGACUUCCCGCCAGAUUCAAACUGGCAGUUUUUAACCAGUUUUAAAACUCUUUGUACACUUUUAACAAAUAAAACAUUUUUUUCAUCGAA
Topomyia yanbarensis is the source of this 2314-nucleotide messenger RNA. RefSeq names its product protein O-mannosyl-transferase TMTC4 (gene Tmtc4). Gene Ontology annotation, molecular function: protein binding; mannosyltransferase activity. Gene Ontology annotation, biological process: endoplasmic reticulum unfolded protein response; protein O-linked glycosylation via mannose. Lineage: Eukaryota; Metazoa; Arthropoda; Insecta; Diptera; Culicidae. Gene Ontology annotation, cellular component: endoplasmic reticulum. The transcript has 5 exons. Bases 127 to 2259 code for a protein of 710 amino acids. The record is from RefSeq and is a predicted model, not a curated record.